Desarmillaria tabescens is the source of this 1087-nucleotide messenger RNA. RefSeq lists its product as uncharacterized. Lineage: Eukaryota; Fungi; Basidiomycota; Agaricomycetes; Agaricales; Physalacriaceae. Bases 498 to 866 code for a protein of 122 amino acids. The record is from RefSeq and is a predicted model, not a curated record. The transcript has a single exon.
CUUGUCUCUCCGCACCAUACUCACCCGUUCCAGUUCCUGGGCGCUGAUUUUUUCCGGUUAUAUAAAUGGAAGGAAUUGUUCUACAUAGUACCGAUAACUCACCCCCGUCGUUUCCGAGCUUCAAACUGGCACUUCGAAUUAAUUUCUUAGUAAUUUCUUAGUCCCAAGCUUCCCCCCGAUUUUCUCCUGCGCCUUCAUAUGACCGUCCCCAUGAAUAAGCGGGUACUUCGGUGGAGUGUGCUUCUAUGUAUGCUACCAUGGUACGUUACGUCCACCCAGGCCACGCAUUCACCAUCUGAAGUUAGUUCUCGCGUCGUAGCCUCCUUUCGGCCCCAACGUCUGUUACAGACGACCACACUCUUUCAGUUCCGUCAACAACGACCUCUUCCUCUCCUACCGUUAACACACUCUCACCACUACCACUCUAUACUUGGCGGCCCAGUGCUCCUGUACGUAGCACGUCUACCAACGGCUACAUUCACCAGAAACCCGUCGCCAUGUUCCUUGAAAUCCUCGGAGGCAUUAUAGCAAUUGCCAUCGUCCUCAGCCUUAUACGCUGUAUCAUCAGCUACAGACGUACACCCAAACGCGACCGCAUCGCAGCCAUUAUUCACAGGCAUCAAUUGCAUCGCGAAAUGGAUGAUCUUGAAUAUCGGAUGAGUCCGUUCUACAAUGGCAAGCGCUCAUCCUUGAAAGAGCUACCACCACCACCGUAUUUCCCCCGUCCACCUGCGUACGAGCUAGAAGACACACCGCCUCCUAGCCCCGUUCGCUCGGAAUUCGUUCAGGUGGAUAUUGCCUGUCCUUUCCCCUCCCCAACAGUAACGACACAGCGAGGAAGACGGUUCACACUCCGUAACAUAUAGGAGUAGAGGGCGCCCUAGGGGGCCCUGAGGCAGGAAUAUAUCGAACAUAUCGCAGGCCAGUACAUACUGUAUUACCUUAACGCUUGUGGAGGACAUUUUAACGUGAUUUACAGCGUCUUAUUGGCAACUUACUUCAUUGUACAGUAGAAACUGGUUAUACUUUUACCCUGUUGUGAAUCGAUAUCAGGGUUAUUGCUUGGACGCAUUAUAUUUGGCACAUA